AGAAUAUGUUGGCCGAGUGGAAGACAGCGCUCAACACAUGACAGAUCUCUCACUGUGAACCUAUACAGGUUGUCAGCCAUAGGGCCGAAGACACGCAGGAUUACUGCUUCGCAACGCAAGAUAAUACAUUGAAUGUUAUCAUCCGUUGACUGGAAUAACAGUGAUCUGAGAGAUAGGAACACGCUAUCCUGAUACUGCGUACUUAUAUAACUGACAGGGAGAAACACAGGACUACUUAACAUUUUCUUACUACCACAUCAUGGUUAAGGGCCUCAGCCACUGGGCAGACAUUCUAAUAGUCGUUGGCUACUUUGUGAUUGUAAUCGGCGUCGGCCUGUGGUCACUCCGAAGACCAAAUAGAGGAAAUGUGAAGAGCUACUUCUUAGCAGGAAGGUCCAUGCCCUGGUUUGCUGUUGGUGCGUCACUGUUCUCCAGUAACAUUGGCAGUGAGCAUUUCGUAGGACUGGCAGGCGCGGGAGCUUCCUCGGGGAUAGCUAUGGUCUUGUAUGAAUGGUUUGUUAUAUUUCUGAUCCUUUUGUGUGCUUGGCUGUUCCUUCCUGUUUAUAUAUCAGCCGGGGUAUACACACUUCCGGAGUACAUUGAGAAACGUCAUGGUGGCCGAAAGUUACGGACGUACUUAUGUUGCAACGCCCUAAUCCUAUAUAUAGUCUCAAAACUUGCCGUAAGCAUCUUUGCCGGGUCUAUGUUUAUUCAGAUGACCCUCGGAUGGGAUAUGUACCUGUCAAUAAUUGUAUUGCUGGUGAUAACUGGCAUUUAUACAAUCCUAGGUGGGUUAACAGCAGUGAUGUAUACAGACACAUUCCAAACAGCUGUCAUGAUACUAGGAUCUCUCUCCAUUACAGUUAUCGGAUUUAACAAAGUUGGUGGUUUAGAAUCUUUGAAAUCAGCAUACAUGUCAGCUAUUCCAAAGAUCCGAAACAAUGCUACGACAUGUGGAAUUCCAAAGAACGACUCCUUCCAAGUAUUUCUAGAUCCAGUCAAUGGAGAUUACCCAUGGCCCGGCCUAGUCUUGCAGAGUUCACUUGGUUGUCUGUGGUAUUGGUGCUGCGACCAGGUGAUUGUACAACGGUCUUUAGGAGCAAAGAACCUGUCUCAUGCGAAGGGUGGCUCAAUACUUGCCGGAUACCUCAAGACCUUGCCUCUCUUCCUCAUCGUAUUCCCAGGCAUGAUCAGCAGGGUGUUGUUUCCAAAUGAAGUUGGGUGUGUGGAUCCAGAGGAAUGUUCCCGGAUAUGCGACAAUCCGGUUGGAUGUUCUAAUAUUGCCUAUCCUAAACUGGUGAUGGAAUUGCUUCCGGUCGGUCUUCGGGGCCUCCUGAUGGCAGUGAUGGUGUCCGCCAUUAUGAGUUCUCUGACGUCAAUCUUUAACAGCUCCAGUACUGUAUUUACUAUGGAUAUAUGGCGUAGGGUCAGAACUAAAGCAUCUCAACGAGAGUUACUACUUGUUGGAAGGCUGUUUGUGGCACUUAUGUGUGUAAUUAGCAUUCUAUGGAUUCCUUUGGUCAAGUCUUCCCAGGGUGGAAAGCUUUUCCAGUACAUGACGGCGAUGGAAGCCUACCUCGGAGCGCCUACUGGGAUACUCUUCCUGUUAUCUAUAUUCUGGAAGGGAACUACCGAAAACGGUGCAUUCUGGGGUUUGGUAGUUGGUCACGUUUGUGGAAUAAUUCGCCUCGUGUUGGAGUUCGUUUAUCCCCAACCCAACUGUGGAGAAGAGGAGACACGCCCACUCCUCCUAACCAUCAACUAUCUCUACUUCGGUGUAAUCAUCCUCGCCAUCACAGCGGCCGCUACCGUUCUCAUCAGUAUAGUCACCAAUAAACGGACAGAGGACGAGUUACUUGGCGUCACGUGGUGGACUAAGUACAAGGCUGAUAAUGAACCACAAGACGAAGACGAAGACGAAGAUGUAGAACUCAAAGUAUCCCUUUCUGACCCGGAAUCUGACUGUGUAUGUACGACAGAAAAAGAGUUUACAGAAGACGACAUUGUUGCCCCUCAAUCGUGUAUAUGGUAUAAACGCUUGAUUGGGGUGGUUUGUGGGAGCUCAGGAAACCAUGUGACAGAAAUCGCCAUAAACCACAGAAGAGAAUUCGUCUACCAGAAAAAGUGUGCCAAACAGAUUCUGAACAUUAAUGCCGUCAUUCUUGUCAUGAUUGUUUGCUUCUUGGCAGGAUAUUUCAAUUAAAUUAUCAUCGUUGAAAAUAAAAAAUGUGUGCUUGCCCGUGGACUAUGUAACCAUCAAAUAAUGUAUACCACUUUAAAUGAUGAUUGUUAUGGUGUCAUACAUGCAUAUAUUGUAGACUGUCUGUUGUUUGUUGUGUUUGUGUCAAAAUUGAAUACUUCUCGAUUAUGAUAAGGUAAAAAUGAAUAGUCACGUAUUUACAAAUGAUAACAUAACUGUGAUAUCAAUUAUGCACUUCUCUACCUUCUAUUUAAAUUUAAUUAUGGCAUAAAUUUAGACAACAAGUCCAUGGAUAUUUACUAGAAGAUUUAAACACAAACAGAGGAUGCAGAAAACGAAAGAUUUUUUGAAUUUUAACUCACAGUCGAUAAUAAAGUAAUGUGUUCCUAAAGAAUAAGCGUCUUCAGCUUCAGUGACGACAUCUGCAAAUGUAUAUCUUGAUCUAAUUUAUAUAUAAAUAUAUCAUAUAUUAUGUUUAAAUUAUUAAUUUUUUACGCAUUAUGUGGCAUACAAAUGUGAUGUGUUUUGUCUUGUGCUGAACGCAUGUCUAAACAUGCUAAAUGUACAUGUGUAAGUCGGUACGAUGAAUGCUUGUGAUGUUAUCAUUUAUAUUGGAAUAGGCAAUUUAUUUGACAGUGCAAUAUAUUAGUUUUUAAGUGAGUUAGUAUGUGAUUUUUUUGGAAUUAUGUAGAUAUUGAAUAUUUAUUUAUUCCGGAAAUACACAGCUACACUAUAUGCUAUACAUAUGCUCUUGUUGCAAGAUCUCUAUAGAACUGUUAAACAUUAUAUAAUUUUCAAGUACCCACAAAAAAUAUGCACAGUUGUUUUAUUGUUUUCUUUAAUCUGGUCAGAUACAUAUGACGGUCAAUGUGCAUGUGCAAGUAACUAUGAUUGUUAAUAUAUGCAUGGGAGACUUGUUUUCAGUGCCCCAAAGGUAAAUGCCUUAGACCAGUAUAAGCAUAAUAUAACGUAAACGAUAUUUGAAUAGACUUUCGCAAAUCAUACCAGUAUUGAAUUGCAUUCGUGACGGUUCGGUGACUUCACUAUAUCACUUUCAUCAGAUUAAUGACAAGAGGAGUGCAUGUGCACUGAAUUGUGAAGUUUAUGAAAUUGCAAUUAAAUCAAAAGGCAUUCACGCUUUUAUUAUUUUUUUUUUCAAUUUAUUUGUAUACUAGAUGUGCGAGAGUUGUUGCUACUCUAUUCCAGAUUAGUUGAUUGCUUUUACAUCACAAUGUUUCAGUAAACGACAUGAUGUUGAUGUGCAUUUCUUGCCUAUUUGAAUUCGCGCGAGUUUCUGGUGUUAGCGAUGUCAAUUUCUCCGAUAUAAGAUGCGUCGCUGUUCUUACAUCCAAAUUUGUUAACGCAUAACACGGCGUCCUCUUGGUUUUAUCCGUAGAUUCACUAGGAUAUUUAGUUAUCUUUUUUGAAAAAAAAAAUCUGUAAACAGAUCGCAACUGUUAAUUGAAGUAGUAGAGAAAAAAAAUAAAAAAAUAUCAUGCU
Molecule: messenger RNA, 3700 nt
Organism: Pecten maximus
Lineage: Eukaryota; Metazoa; Mollusca; Bivalvia; Pectinida; Pectinidae
Product: sodium/glucose cotransporter 4-like
Exons: 16
Coding region: 260-2203 (647 amino acids)
Biological process (GO): transmembrane transport
Cellular component (GO): plasma membrane
Molecular function (GO): D-glucose:sodium symporter activity
Source: RefSeq, a predicted model, not a curated record